Molecule: messenger RNA, 888 nt
Organism: Alternaria conjuncta
Lineage: Eukaryota; Fungi; Ascomycota; Dothideomycetes; Pleosporales; Pleosporaceae
Exons: 2
Coding region: 1-888 (295 amino acids)
Source: RefSeq, a predicted model, not a curated record
AUGCCGGACCCUGUACUGAUCACUCUCCCGACUGCGCCAACUUGGUCGCCUGUGAUACGGCGCGACGCACCAAAUGUCCGCGCUAGCCCAAUCAUUGGCCAAGAGCAAGAGCGCAAUCGUAUUAUCACGGAAGCGAUUGGCAUCCCUGAAAGUGGAUCUUUAAAGCGCAUCGCUGAACACUCGAUAAACGUCCUUAGUCUGGAUACCAAAGACCGCAAGGUAUUCCUCGAGGGACCAACCGUGGAUCUCAUUGCCCGUGGUAUCGUCAUCCGGAAAGACGUAGCUCUUCGUGCAUUGAUAGCUUCAUGCCAAAAGGCCAAUGAUGCCGUUCAGAUCACGCCCCAAAUCACACGAUUCCGCAUACAUGGUCACGCCGAUGAAGGAAGUAUCAAACGCUUGCUUGACGUAUUCACUACAUCCAAGCUUCUUGGCCUUGAUCGCGUUGACCUUGUGUCCGUUCUCGGCAUCCACUACACUCACUCUGCACCUCUCCUCGGCACCCUUCGCGCGCUCGUAUCAUCUCGACUUCUCAGUAUUAGCGAGCUCGAGAUGUUGGUGCGUCGCUUCCCUCCCACAAACCCUUUAUUUAAGCAUACUGCCAAAGAACUCUGCCGCAGAAGGUUCAAGAAGCAGAUACCUAACAUUGCUGAAUUCGAAAAUUGGCUGAACAAAGAAAGCCAAGAAGGACUGAAAAAGACCAUGGCGGCAUGCGACAAAGUACACAAGAUGACAAGGCAAGCAAUCACUCGGAGAAAGUGCGACUGGAGGAAGGAUGCUGUGCUACGUCUGUGGGGUGAGGAUGUGGAUGGGGUUUGUGUUGAGGAAGAGGCCGAAGACGACAUGGAGCCGGACAAGAUCAAACGACGAGACUCAAAGUUACUGGAGUAG